Molecule: messenger RNA, 972 nt
Organism: Fusarium oxysporum Fo47
Lineage: Eukaryota; Fungi; Ascomycota; Sordariomycetes; Hypocreales; Nectriaceae
Exons: 3
Coding region: 1-972 (323 amino acids)
Source: RefSeq, a predicted model, not a curated record
AUGACUCUCAUCGAGACCUUGUGUCGAAAGAUGGCGUGCUACACCAAUUUUGACGAGUUUGGUCGACCACUUGAAACAAAAAGUUUGGGCUAUGACAAUUGGGCCGAAUGGAUCAAGAAGGAAAGCCUGCAGCGCCUCUUUUACUCGCUUUGGUUACCAGCGCCUUCACACCCGUCACUCUGGGAGGCAUCAAGUCAAGAAGCAUGGCUUAAAAAUCGAAAUACCUCAUCUUACAACGCUCUGCCUUUUCGAAGCGUGCUUCUCGAAUUUUAUCGCACUCAAAAGAUUCUGAGCCCUGACCCUUUCAACAUACUAUUACUGAAUAUUGGAGUCAAAUAUCAUGCCGAAAAGCUUCAUCGUGCUCCAAUCUACCUAAAUAUCCUCCAGGAACAUACCGAGGCGCUACCACCAACAAAACUCUCUGGUGCCGUUCAAAGUCUCUCCCACCUACUAUCAAUGUUCAUCUAUUUACCCGUCCGAGAACUUUAUGCAUUUACGGGCUGGCGUGUGAGCAGUAGCCAGAGGGCCAUUAAUAACACCAAGUUGCGUACCUGGAUACAAAGCAAAACCGAAGCACGUGCCUCUCUUAUGCACGCCUGUAAGGCUUGGUCAAUGAUUCGCAAUAGGAAAACAGGGUCACAGCAUGAGACAAUGGGUUUCUUGCUCGCAGCAGUCAUGAUAUGGGCCUGGAUUGAGUUGGGUAAAAAGCCAGAGGUGGAGGACCUGAACUUAUUGGUAACUGUUCGGUUGGAUCAGGGCACAGACAUGCUAAAAGCAUGGAUAACUCAAAACAAUGACAGCCGUCUUUAUCUCGGUGGCGUGGGUUGUCUGUGGGAAGAGGGAGCAAGCAGGAGGCUGAUACAUGAGUCUACAAAAACACUUGAGGGUCUUGACUGGCCACUGGCUCGAGUUUUAGCAUUGAACUUACGAGAGCACUACAAGAGUUACCCAGAUAAAAGAUUUCAAGGAUAA